UCCUUUUAGUGUCGCUUGGGAACCCGGACAGUAAGGAUCUCCAUAUUCCUCUUCACCAAAGAAGCAGUCAUGAGAGUUUUGCUAGCGCUCGGUGUCAUUCUGAUGUCCCUCGCGCUUGGUCAAGCGACGAAAUGUUACUUCUCUGUUGAAUCCAAAUACAUGAACACAGCGAGAUUCGAAGUACCGUGUACAUCGCAAUGUGGAAAAUCAUCGGCACCACUGCCCGACGGAAGUGAAAUGACAAUGCGUGCAUGCGUUGACACCUUCGCGCAAAUGUCAUCGCCAGCUGUUUUGAACAAACUACCACCCGAGCAGAGGGUGAAUUUAGAAGGCGUGACCUUCGGGGAAAUACACUCGUGCAGUGGAGAGCUUUGCAACGGGGCGCAUUCGAUCCUAUCGGGAUCCCUACUAUCACUGUGCAUCGGUAUCAUCGUCGCCCUAGUCGCAAUCAAUUGAAGUCAUUCAAUGUUAAAUACGAUUGUUUUUCACGGCUUGUAGUUCAAUUUGCCAAUGUGUCAAUCGGCCGCCGAUUUCUAAGUGUACUUCUAAAAAUAGCCAUGUGAUAUUACGUCCGCCAUCCACUUUUCUUGCUGUGAUCUACGAAUCGCUAAUGCGCACAGAUAUCCAUCUUGCAUUUUAACAAUGAUCAGCAAUCAUUUUGGGAUAAUGCGAGGUUUCGCGAAUUGAAGUUACGAUAACAAUAUUUCUGUAGAUCUAUAUAUUUUCAAUAUACUAAUCUUACAGA
Messenger RNA from Diachasma alloeum, 745 nucleotides. RefSeq lists its product as uncharacterized. Bases 70 to 456 code for a protein of 128 amino acids. NCBI's taxonomy places the organism in Eukaryota, Metazoa, Arthropoda, Insecta, Hymenoptera, Braconidae. The record is from RefSeq and is a predicted model, not a curated record. The transcript has 3 exons.